AAAACCAUCCCGCGCUCGCGUCCGCUAAACCCCGCUGUCCUAGCUUUCCCGGGCUGCGCCACACUAGGGCCGUGCCCUACGCGGCAGCGGCCCAUCUCACAGCGCCAGAACCCCGGCAGCUCGGCCACCCUGAAGGACCACAGCCCCCGGCACGCCCCGCAGCGCCGGCCGAGCCACGUGACCCAGCAUCUCCGGGUCCUGCGGUCACGUGACUCGGGAAAGAUGGCCGCGGUGACUGCCGAGAGCUUCGCUGCGCUCCAGAGCCUGCUGAAGGCCUCCUCGAAAGAUGUUGUCAGACAGCUGUGCCAGGAAAGCUUUUCCAGCUCAGCCCUUGGCUCAAAAAAACUCUUGGACGUGACGUGUUCCAGCUUGUCUGUGACCCAGGAGGAGGCAGAGCAACUGCUCCAGGCUCUGCACCGCCUCACCAGGCUGGUGGUGUUCCGGGACCUGUCCUCUGCUGAGGCGAUUCUGGCUCUCUUUCCUGAAAAUUUCCACCAGAACCUCAAAAACCUGCUGACAAAAAUCAUCCUAGAACACGUAUCCACUUGGAGAACUGAGGCCCAAGCAAAUCAGAUCUCUCUGCCGCGCCUGGUUGACCUGGACUGGAGAGUGGAUAUCAAAACCUCCUCAGACAGCGUCAGCCGCAUGGCUGUCCCCACCUGCCUGCUCCAGAUGAAGAUCCAGGAAGAUCCCAGUCUGUGUGGAGACAAACCGUCCAUCUCAGCCGUCACCAUGGAGCUGAAUAAGGAAACUCUGGACACUAUGUUAGAUGGGCUGGGCCGCAUCCGAGACCAGCUUUCCGCUGUGGCCAACAAAUGACGCAGCCAGCUGCCUGCCCCACUGCUGUGCCCAGCAGCUUGGCGUCCGUGGAGCCCCUGCCAACACGCAGACCGCCCUGGUGGCUGCAGCCGCCAGCAGGAGGGUCAGCGGGGAUGGAGAUGGGCUGCCAUCCAGAAGGCACGGUUGGAUUGAGAGGAGCAGCCAUGGCCCAUUGCUGUUCUCCCCACUCAUUGUUUUUCUCUUUCUGAAGCUGCUGAGCAGAAGCUUCAUCAUUGUAGGGCUCUGUGUCUGACUCGGUUGCUGCUGUGGCAGUGUGGCAUUUGCUGCACCAGCUGCCUCUUCGUGACUGGUUGGAAAAACUCAGCCCCACAUUGUGGAGCUUGUCUAACAAGUUCCUUUGCAGCAUUAGUUCCGAUUAGUUCAUUUCCACCCCUGGAACCCAUAGAGGGAAUUGGGUGGGUGCUGCCAGCAUUGCCUCCCUCUCUGUCAGGGAAGCAGACAGAUGCCACAGAGCAGGGCCACCACAGUGUCCUAAGUCCAGAGCCCUCCCGACUCCCUCAGGGAAUCUGAAAGGGAUGCUGGUUCCCUUUUUCAUGAAGUCAGAAGCCCCUUCCUUGAUAAAAUACAGCCACUCCAGGGUGAAGAAGUAGGAAUUAUUGGAAAUAAACAACAGUUCUAAAAACUUGA
Messenger RNA from Manis pentadactyla (Chinese pangolin), 1467 nucleotides. RefSeq names its product COMM domain containing 9 (gene COMMD9). The record is from RefSeq and is a predicted model, not a curated record. The transcript is spliced from 6 exons. Bases 223 to 819 code for a protein of 198 amino acids. Lineage: Eukaryota; Metazoa; Chordata; Mammalia; Pholidota; Manidae.